This is a messenger RNA of Clupea harengus (Atlantic herring), 747 nucleotides long. Its product is annotated as myosin heavy chain, skeletal muscle-like. The transcript has 6 exons. The annotation marks the transcript as partial. NCBI's taxonomy places the organism in Eukaryota, Metazoa, Chordata, Actinopteri, Clupeiformes, Clupeidae. Gene Ontology annotation, cellular component: cytoplasm; myosin II complex; myosin filament. The record is from RefSeq and is a predicted model, not a curated record. Gene Ontology annotation, molecular function: microfilament motor activity; ATP binding; actin filament binding.
CUGCUGAACACCAAGAAGAAGCUUGAGUCUGACCUCCUUCAGGUCCAAGGUGAAGUUGAUGACAUCGUCCAGGAGGCAAGAAAUGCUGAGGACAAGGCCAAGAAAGCCAUCACUGAUGCUGCCAUGAUGGCAGAGGAGCUGAAGAAGGAGCAGGACACCAGUUCUCAUCUGGAGAGGAUGAAGAAGAACCUGGAAGUCACUGUCAAGGAUCUGCAGCACCGCCUGGAUGAGGCUGAGAAUCUGGCCAUGAAGGGUGGCAAGAAACAGCUCCAGAAACUGGAGUCCAGGGUUCGUGAACUGGAAGGUGAGGUUGAUGCUGAAACGAGACGUGGUGUUGAUGCUGUCAAGGGAGUCCGCAAAUACGAGAGGAGGGUCAAGGAGCUCACCUACCAGACUGAGGAGGACAAGAAGAAUGUCACCAGACUGCAGGAUCUGGUUGACAAGCUGCAGAUGAAGGUCAAGGCCUACAAGAGGCAGGCUGAGGAAGCUGAGGAACAGGCCAAUACUCACCUGUCCAAGUGCAGGAAGGUUCAGCAUGAGCUGGAGGAGGCUGAGGAGCGUGCUGACAUUGCUGAGUCCCAGGUCAACAAGCUCAAGGUUAAGAGCCGCGAUGCCGGAAAGGGCAAGGAGGCUGAAGAGUAAAACCUCUGAAUUCAUGUCACUUUUAUCUGGAUAAAAUAUCCUGGUUAAUGUGACUAUUCCAACAAUGCAUACUACUGAAUAAAUAAUUACAUAUCUGAAUAUGAA